AUGUACGAGUUGCUGCUGUACGGACAGGUCCCUGUUGGUCGCCAUGAGCAAGUGCUGAAGAUUCUUGCGGGGGUUGCGGCCAUGCAGCCCCUUCGCAUCCUCGAGCGAUGCAUCAUCUACAAGCCCCAGCGUGAGCCUGAGGAGCCCGGCUUGAACGUUCGCCGGGGAGGCACUCAAAACAUUGCUCUAAAACAGGGCAACAAGCCCGCAACUGCUGCCGCUGCUCUUUACUACACCAAGCUCAUACAGAAACUGUCCGAGGAUGACUUCGGUGUUGAGCAUGGCAAGCCAUUGUCUGCUGACGUGAAGGACGGCGAAGAGGCUAAGUGGUCGAUGAGAUGGGAAGACCAGCCAGACACUGGCGACAGAGGGGUAUCGAUCCGGUUCACAAACACAACAGACCUGCUCUCCGGUGACCCUCACGCCCACAUGAUUGCUACGGGACCCAACCGCUUCGUCACCGAGUACUAUGUUGAAGGACAUCGCUUUGUCCACGGAAACGUCAUCAUCUUUCUGCAUCGCGUCCUCCAUGAGCCCGGCGUUCGCAGUCUCGAAGUAGCUCCCAAGACCCAGCUGCCAGAUUUCGCUGCACUGCAGCUCCUCGACAUGAGCGGCGCAUACAUACUCGAGGUGAAACUGCGAGUGCAGGAUUUCAAAGAUGCAGCGACACUGGAGAGUGGGGUCAACGAGCUGAAGGGCUUUCAAAAGCAGAUGGCGGGCUGCGUGGAACUGUCAUUGCCGGAUCGCCUGUCGCUCGAUACGCGCGUCAAGUACAAACCUCCGCAUGCUGGCGCUGCCCCAGCACAAAAUCGCCCUCGCUGAACACAUCGGUGUCGUGGUGUAACGUGUGGUUAGCACGAAGCGUUGUUGGCGAAAGACGCCUGGUGCGACCGAGACAGGUUGCGUAGGACAAGUACAGCACAGUACAUAUGCGAGGAGGCAAUCUUGACUGCUGCUACACUCUCGCUCGGCUGCUACCCAGGCUCUGAAGGGAAUACAUCCGGGGCAGUGGCAGUCCCAUGGACUAGACACUAGGGUCGGCGAAAGGCUCAGAUCAAAGGAAGACGACAGUCGGGAGCGGGCAUAGCAAUGGAAGUCCUGAGCCUGUCCAAGGGCGCAUGCUGAAGAUCGAAGUAGAUCGCUUCGUGGAAUUCCAAUGCCAAUCUUAUUCUCGCUCGCCCG
Molecule: messenger RNA, 1182 nt
Organism: Parastagonospora nodorum SN15
Lineage: Eukaryota; Fungi; Ascomycota; Dothideomycetes; Pleosporales; Phaeosphaeriaceae
Exons: 2
Coding region: 1-822 (273 amino acids)
Biological process (GO): termination of RNA polymerase II transcription; regulation of transcription by RNA polymerase II
Cellular component (GO): mediator complex; core mediator complex
Molecular function (GO): transcription coregulator activity
Source: RefSeq, a predicted model, not a curated record